This is a messenger RNA of Melanotaenia boesemani (Boeseman's rainbowfish), 3129 nucleotides long. RefSeq names its product forkhead box J1b (gene foxj1b). The record is from RefSeq and is a predicted model, not a curated record. Gene Ontology annotation, molecular function: sequence-specific DNA binding; DNA-binding transcription factor activity. Bases 152 to 1627 code for a protein of 491 amino acids. The transcript is spliced from 2 exons. Gene Ontology annotation, biological process: regulation of DNA-templated transcription. NCBI's taxonomy places the organism in Eukaryota, Metazoa, Chordata, Actinopteri, Atheriniformes, Melanotaeniidae.
UUAAUUUAGUUAUCUGUUUUUUUGUGUUUUUUGGUUGUUUGGUUGUUGUUGUUUCUUUCUCUUUUUUCACCUAAAGCGAGCCUUUAAACUUUGAAUGUCAGUUUAAAGAUAUUUUGGUCGUCUUCAGCCUCUAGCGCGCGCACAUAGCACGAUGCCGGUCUUGACUAGCCCCGACAUUGCCAACAAGUUUAAGGAGAAAUGGCUGGCGGUGUUCCCGGAGGAUCAUGUCACUGGUUGUGACUCUGCCCUCCUGGACGACAGCCUCACCAGCCUCCACUGGCUCCAGAAUUUCUCCAUUCUCAGCGGGGACCCGGAGCGACCCAACGGCGCCGGACUCGGAUGCCCAUCCUCCCAGCAGCACCUCUUUCUCAAACGCGUCGGCUUCCCUAGAACUGGGACAGACUCUCCGUCGAGCCCUCCGGCCGGGGACACUGCUGCCACCGGGAUGCCUCUGUACCUGGGAAUCCCGGUCACCUCUGGCAGCGACUCCACCGCCAUUACCCCGCGGUUAUCCAGCUGCGCUCACCCCACGCCCAGCUACGCUCAGAUCGCAGUUCAAGCGAGCCCUCCGGUGGAAGUGGACUACAAAACCAACCCUAAAGUCAAACCGCCCUAUUCUUACGCAUCGCUCAUCUGCAUGGCUAUGCAGGCAAGCAAGCAGCCCAAAGUGACUCUGUCCACAAUCUAUAACUGGAUAACAGAGAAUUUCUGCUACUACAGACAUGCGGAGCCCAGCUGGCAGAACUCCAUUCGUCACAACCUGUCUCUCAACAAGUGUUUCAAGAAGGUCCCCAGACAGAAAGACGAGCCAGGCAAGGGAGGCUUCUGGCAGAUUGAUCCUCAGUACGCGGACAUGUUUGUCAAUGGCAUCUUCAAACGCAGAAGGAUGUCUGCUAACCACUACAGCAGCAGCGGUGGCACACAAAGACAGAACAAACUGGUUCAGGGGUAUCACAGCACCCAAAAUACCUGCCCUUACCAGGGGGUGGGCAACAAACGGAAGCACCUGCCCUCUAAAAGCAACAACAAGAUCAGAGCCACAGAGUCUCCUCUGUUAGCCACAGAAGCUAACAAAACAGACAUCUUGAAGGGGGACUUUGACCUGGCGUCAGUGUUUGAUGACGUUCUCAGUGGAAGCUGUAGCACCUUUGAGGAUUUGGACAUCAACACGGCUCUAAGCUCCCUGGGCUGUGAGAUGGAGGUUUCCAUGCAGGGGAGGCAGCACUCAACAGGGUUGGGGAGGUGGUGCGGAGGAGGAGAUGUUAUGGGUCAAAACCAGGACCUUAACCACCAUCAGUCCUAUGGCUACGUGGAUCUAAGCACCGCUUCCAUGGAAUGCAUGCUCAACAUGGGAGAGCUUCACGUGCCUCAGCAGCAGCAUCCACAGCAGCGGCAACACCUGCAGCUGGACCAAGAUCAGCUGCUCCAGAGUCACCACCACCUGCAGCACUUCGAGGAGCCCCCCACACUGUUCCCAGAGCAGCCAGUUGAGGCUGUACUGCAGCCAUGGGAGGAGAUUAAAGAAGAGGCACAAGCAAUUCCUCUGACUCUGGAUCAGGGAUUUGGUCUGUAUGAAAGCUUCUUCACAGAGAUGCAGCCACUGGAUAGGAUGGAGAACUACAUGUGACUUCCGACUCAAAAUUAUUUACAUACAACGAUCUGGAUGUCUAGUUCCUAAUUCCAUCUCUGCAUUCUCUGAAAGGAUAAAACAUUUAAGCUUCACUUACCUCUAAUUUCCUCCAAUCAUUCUGCAAUUCACACUGCAUAUUUGUCAUUUAUUUGUUGUAACAUUCACUUUGCAAUGCAAACACAAUCCUGUGAAAUCUGUCUUGCAAACACAGCUAGCAGAGGUGUCUUUAAAAAACACUGACUUUGAACUUUAUUAGCACUAUUGGGGAUUAUUUCCUGAUGCAGACUUUUUUUCUUCUGUAUCGGGAAGCAGUGCAGUGCACGGUGCAGCACUGAUACUGAAUUGUUCAAAUAAAUGACAACAGAACAGAGACUUGCAUACCAAAUUAAGUCUUCAUUUGGACUAUUUUGCUUUGCAAAAUCAGAACUUUUUUUGGUGGAGGAUGAUGUGAGCUGAAAUAUAUCUGGACUGAAGUGUUGUGAGUUGUUUUUCUGGAGAAUAAAACAAGGAAAACUCAACCACCCUCUUUUGGAGUACUCUGAACAGAGCACAGUCAAUAUGAGACUGAGAGGACUUACAGGAUUUUAUUGUGCUACAUUAGCAUGAACUGUUUUUCUACUAACAUGCAGCAUAAUCAGCCAUUCAUCCCAGUCGUCUGUGUCAUGUGAUGAUGAAAGAUGAAGCUGUCAAAGCUAAAUGGAGACAUAAAAACUUAAGAUUCAUAGUAAGAUAUUAGAAAUCAGUCACUUAUGACAUCGUUAUAUAGUCUAUUUAAUAUAUAUUCAAUAAAGUAUAUGGCAUGAUGCACUGCAAGACUAUUUGCUUUUUGUCUACAUUUAUGUAUCGCAAAGCAAACAGAGGAGCAGACAAAUAAAAAAGUAAUGAAACUGAACAUUAUGCACUUUGAUAGACAGUUUUAGAAAAGCUAGACAGAAAAACAGAAAAAAAGCUUUUUACCAGGAUGAUUUGUUUUGAUUUUGGUGUUAAAUUUAAGUUUUUAAAUGUUUACUAACCAUGAUGGAAAUGAAGCACAUUAUGCUGUAAUUGUUUGUUCUGGGUUUUUUAAGAGCGCUGAAGUAAAACUGCAAUAAAUCCAAUCGGCAAGCGCUUUCAGUCUUUCUUUUUAAAGUAGACACAAAAGUGGGUUUUUGUCAAUAUUAUUGGGCCAAUUUUGCUGAUAAGGAAUAUGCAGUUUGUUAGUGUUUCUGGUUUUUGUGUUGAUUAAUAAGAGGAGUGUUGGAUUUUCUUUGUUUCUUACUGAUGACUUCUAUGUAUAUCUCCUUUUUUAAGCUGUACUGUUUGUUUUGGCAAAUUUGAUCAUAAAUUUGGGAGCAAGGGGUUUAGGGAGGCACAUGAUUCUAACUUUUAUAGGCCAGACUUUGUCAUUGUGUCAUAUUGAUUAUUGUUGGAUGCCUCUUAAAUAUUGCAUAUGUUGAUUUGUACUUUUUUAAAAUCUGUUUGGAAAUGCAAUCAUGCCUUAAUGCAAUAAAUGGUGUCAA